Messenger RNA from Rhizopus microsporus ATCC 52813, 1097 nucleotides. RefSeq lists its product as uncharacterized. NCBI's taxonomy places the organism in Eukaryota, Fungi, Mucoromycota, Mucoromycetes, Mucorales, Rhizopodaceae. The record is from RefSeq and is a predicted model, not a curated record. The transcript is spliced from 6 exons. Gene Ontology annotation, biological process: lysosome localization. Bases 156 to 989 code for a protein of 277 amino acids.
GAAAAACGCUUUGUAUUAUAUUCAUUUAAAUAAAAUUAUUGCAUAUUAAUGACAUCAGUUUCAUCAAAGGAAGAGUUUUGUUUGACCAAAGCAUCCCAUAGAGAGGAGACAGACUGUAAUGUUACUUUUUUCUGUCAGAUAAGAAUGUGUGUGUAAUGACCAUUUUAACAGCUAGUGACAACAAUCUACUCUUAACUGAAACACAGACAGAGGAUGGUGUUAUAGAAGUAGUUCAUCGCCUAGAAGAAGCAGAGGAUAGUGACUUGAAGCGUUUAAAAGAGAUUGGCAAAGUUGAGCCACUGGUAAAAGUACAAGAAAAAGGCUUUACUCUCGAAAGUGUCAUAUCGCUUAAAUCAAGUGGAAAGCUCUUGACAAACAAGCAUAUUGGAAAAUAUUCUGCAGAUAACUUGGCCGAUACAUUAUUUGAUAUACAAGAUCAUAUUGCGUCUCAGAUGUCACGAGUUAAUUCAGAUCAAAGAUUACUAUUACAACGUAUCAAACAUGUUGAUGACCUCAGUUCUUCUAUGGCUCAGUCUUCUACACUUGCUUUAAAUCAGUCAAAGUUAAUACGUGAAAAAAUCCCGGAAGUGAAAGCAAUAAAGCAACAAGCUAAUCGCAUUAAUCAGCAGAUAAGCACUAUCUUUAGGUCAUUGUCCAGCAUUGAAAAAUAUCUGGAUACAGAAGACAGAAUCGCCAAUCUUGAACGAUGGCCAUUAUUGGGGGAACUUUAUCUAAAUGCACUAAAAAAGACAAGUCCAUCCAUUGAAAGGCUGAUAAAAUCAAACGCAAGCGAGCCAUCUACUACGGCUGAAUCUAUUUUACAGGAAGAGAUUAUAGCCACAGGUCAAUCUGUUGUUGAGAAAGAUGAAGAGGCUAUCAAUAGGAUUGCAAAUACAACACAAGCAACGGGGUCAUCGUUUACACCGUCAUUGGCUUUAAGUCGAUUAAGAGGAUUAUCUUCGAUGUCAAUUAAUAAAUACGCUCAGUAAUAAAACACUUGAAUAACAUGUAUACCAGUCAUAAGUUAAAGUGGCCUUUAACGCUCACUACUGACGUAGAUUUCAUCUUUACCUAUUGAUUUAUUAUCAAAAGGCCUG